Messenger RNA from Gigantopelta aegis, 1362 nucleotides. RefSeq names its product BTB/POZ domain-containing protein 6-like. Bases 1 to 1362 code for a protein of 453 amino acids. NCBI's taxonomy places the organism in Eukaryota, Metazoa, Mollusca, Gastropoda, Neomphalida, Peltospiridae. Gene Ontology annotation, biological process: neurogenesis. Gene Ontology annotation, cellular component: cytosol. The record is from RefSeq and is a predicted model, not a curated record. Gene Ontology annotation, molecular function: protein binding. The transcript is spliced from 2 exons.
AUGGCAACCAAAGAAUCCGAAUCUGUCCAAUCUGGAUAUGUUGACAACUGGCAGAAAGGAAAGUCAGUCAUAGAGAGUCUCGGAUAUUCACUGGAGGAAAAGAUCUUGUGCGACGUCACCUUCAUAGUGGGAGAAAACCGAAAACGUAUACAGGCUCACAGGUUGAUACUCAGUCUGCGUAGCUGUGUCUUCAUGGCGAUGCUGACCGGACCUCUGUCGGAGCAGGAUGACAUUGAAAUCCCGGAUAUCGAUUCUGAUAUUUUUGAUCAACUUUUAAGGUUCUUGUACACAGACGUCAUAUCCAUUGAUGGUAGAAAUGUGAUCACUUUGCUGUAUGCCUCUAAAAAGUACGACAUUGUUGAUAUAGAAAACAAAUGCCUGACGUAUAUUGAGUCGUCUAUGUCGCCACAUGGAGUCUGUUUUGUGAUGGAACAGGCGCACUUGUAUAAUGAACAAGACUUGGUGCAGAAAGCUCUAGCGUAUAUUUGGCAAAAUGGCGAUGCAGUUUUAAAAUCUGAUACUUUCUGUGAACUUUGUCAUGACUGUUUUGUGAAAGUCAUAGAAGCUGAUCAACUAAAAGCCAGCGAGGAGUCUGUUUUUGAAGCUUCCAUCGCCUGGAGUGAGGCAGAAUGCAGACGACAAGGAAGGGAUGUAACUCCAGAAAACAGACGUAGCAUUCUUGGUGAUAGUAUGCAUCUCAUUCGGUGUUCUAAAAUAAACCCAACAUACUUUGUGAAGAAAGUAUCGCUGUCACGUUUGUUGACGGAAGAUGAAGAAAAUAAGAUCUACAGAUCCUUCAUCAUUCGAAACCAAGAUGUUUCACCAUUUAAAUCAAAACACAGACUCGGUACAAACAAAACGACCAUUCCAAUUAACCGAUUUGAUAAAACAUGCUAUGUCAAAAAGUAUUGGCAUGCCCUUAGCGGUUACAAGGGAAUAAUGUUUUGUUUGAACGCUAAUGCAGAACUACAAGGAUUUCAGUUGUAUGGAUAUUUCAACACUUCCGAUCCUUCUGUGAAAUAUUCUGUCAAAGCUUCUGUUUGUAAUGCUUCAACGGAUGACGUAAUACCUGGUUCAGCAAUAGAACAAGAAAUUUCGUCCAAUAAUGUAAUCUAUGAUGUAGACUUUCCCAGCCCCAUCCAGCUUAUUCAGGACAGAAAAUACAAUUUGACUGUGAACAUUACAGUAGCAUUAGCCAGUGAAGAUAAAUACCUUUUCCAGGGUGCAGAAGGAAAGUCAGUUGUAAGCCACGGAUCAUUCACGUGUUCGUUCUAUGACUAUAAGACAUGCAAACAUAUUGAAGGAAAACAUCUCACUGAUGUUCAAACUGGACAGAUACCGGGUUUAAAAUUCUUGCUGUAA